UUCAGUGAGUGAAUCGCCUUCCUCCAAGGGAGCAGUGAGGCUCUGAGGCUGCUUUGCUCCCUGCAUCCCCCCUUCACGAAGCCCGGCUUGAGGAGCAGCAGAGCACUCUACUCUGUAAGCGACACCAGUCUAAUUAAUUAAUGACUCCCCAGCGUCAGCUCUGUGGCUGCUGGGUUAGAAAGGAAGGCAGUAAAGAAGGGCCAGGACAGCACGCGACUGCUUCUGGUAAAUGCUGAACGCAGCUGGGAGCUGGCUGGGUUAUUCGUAACCUCCCGGCUUUGGACUACAGUGCAGAAGUCAGAGAUAUACUGGGAAGAGAAGAUGGCGUGGGAUCCACCCUUGCAGCAUCCUCUCUCCUGGGUGAGCUCUUCCUCCCUCUUCUUGUCCUGCUCCAGAGCAGCUGUGGCACAGUUAAUUGAGGCCACCACAGAACCCCCAAAAAAGAAACCGGACCCUGUCACUUCGGAGACGGUGGUGAUCUGGGGGCUGCGCCUCUGGCAGGUGAUUGGUAUCUUUGCCAUCUUUGUCCUGGCAGUCAUUAUUACGCUGUGCUGUAUCUUCAAGUGCCGGAUUCCUCGAACAAGGAAAGAGAUUGAGGCACGAUAUGCUCAACGACAAGCAGCCAAGACAUAUGCAGACAAGCUGGAGACUGUGCCACCACUCAAUGAGCUGACAGAGAUCCCUGGAGGCUCUACUGAAACUCUCCUAACUCUCUCUGGUCAUGUCCAGUCCAGACCUCUCAGCUCCCUGCCUGUGGUGAAAGAAGAAGAUGAAAUGGCCCUGCAAGGAAAUUAG
This is a messenger RNA of Falco peregrinus (peregrine falcon), 795 nucleotides long. RefSeq names its product transmembrane inner ear (gene TMIE). The transcript has 4 exons. The coding region runs from base 322 to 795 and encodes 157 amino acids. Lineage: Eukaryota; Metazoa; Chordata; Aves; Falconiformes; Falconidae. The record is from RefSeq and is a predicted model, not a curated record.